AUGAACCGAAUCAACUUUUGGAGAUUACUCAGGAGUGUUUUCUGGCAGUCUGGAUUGUCCAAGGAAGACUUGAUUGACAACUGUAAUGGGGACACUGACUCGCUGAGCAGCCUGACAGAGACGGAUCCUUCUUCUCUGAGAACUAGCAGCUCCACCAACAGUCUUCAUUCGGGCUACGUGCUCAGCGGUAGCAUGAUGAGUCUGUUCAGCUCGGGGGAUUUCGGAGUGGUGGAGGUGAGGGGCCGUAUCCAGUACUCAUUGGCUUACAACAGCCAGAGGGAGGAGCUGCAGGUCAAAGUGUAUCGUUGUGAGGACAUUGCUGCAGCACGUAAGAACCGGUCUGACCCAUAUGUUAAAACCUACCUCCUGCCGGACAAGUCAAAUCACAGUAAGAAGAAGACUUCAGUGAAGAAGAAGACCCUAAACCCAGUUUAUGAUCAGACACUCAGAUAUAAGGUGCGGAUCGGAGAGCUGCGGAGUCGGACCCUGAACCUCUCUGUGUGGCAUGCCGAGCCCCUGGGGAGGAACGUAUUUCUCGGGGAGGUGGAGGUGACUCUGGCGCUCUGGGAUUGGACCUGCACACAGCCUCUGUGGCAGGACUUGCAGCCACGGGUUUAUCUGAGCCCAGACUCCAUUAGCAGUCGUGGGAACAUCAUGUUCUCUAUUAAAUACAUCCCAGAAGGAUAUGAAGGUGGUCAGAAUGGGACUCCUUCUUUAAAUAAUCGGGCUAAUUUACUUGCUCCACACCCCACAAGCUACAUACUUCCAGAUGCAAGUCGUCAAAGUGGUCAGAAGACCCGGGUGGUGAAGCACUCCAUCAGUCCUACUUACAACCACACCAUGGUAUACGACGGCUUCCAUACCAGCGACUUGAGAGAGGCUUGUGCUGAGCUGACGGUGUGGCAACGCGAAGGGUUAAAGACUCAUGUCCUCGGGGGCGUCCGUCUGAGCUGUGGAACUGGUCAGAGUUACGGCGAGGUCGUCAGCUGGAUGGAUUCCACAGAAGAGGAAGUCACUGUGUGGAUGUCCAUGAUUGAGAAUCCAAACCACUGGAUUGACGCAACGCUACCGAUCAGAACUAACCUCACCCGGCGGGCUGAGUGACUCAGACGUAUCCUGCACUCAAACGGAAUCAUUCGUAUGCACGUUGCUAUUAUGGUCGGACUGAAGGGAAGCCAUCUUCACAUCUGAACAUUUUCCUCUCUGUCACAGUGAUGCACACUUAAACACACAGGUGUUUUUCAUAUGUUCAUACUAUAUACUGUACAUGGCACAGAAACACACAGGGAGGUGUAAGCAGUGGUAUAAUAUUUUGCCUUAAUGGAGUGGAUUGGAUCGGUUCAGUCUGGCUCUAAUCUGGCAAAGAGGCACUUUUUUCUUAUUCAGUGUAGUUUAUGAAGUACAAAUCUAAGUGUUGAGUCAUCAGUUCCCUGGCUUAGUGACUUCUCUGUGAUAUUACAUAAAGUAAGAAGGGGGCGGGAGGUCUUUCCUUUUAUUUCAAACUCAGUCUCAGCCCUUUCAGACAAUUUAAGAAAGGCAGGCCUGAUGACUUUCACUGUGAGAAAUUCUCCUCAUUCAGAUAAUUGUAUCUUUUUUAGGUAUCACUAUUGUAAAUAAUUUGGAAAGUCCUUGCAGCUGAAUUCACUCAGCUAAUCUUUUUUGACUGAAUAGCUGACUACCACCUUGUGGUCAGACUGUAUACAAAUUCUCGACACACUGAGCAAAUGACAGGGGGCGCAGUGACGGCUAAGGUCACAGGCAAAGAAGUGAGAAGAAAAGGGCCUGUUUCCAUGUUCCCCUAAAAAUAAAGUUUAUUUUUCACAUCAGCUAUUCUUCUUUAUAUUUCUCAACAAGAAAGAAUUUACUACAUGAAUCAUGAUUCAUAACUUGUGUCCAGCAGAUGGCAAUAUUUACAAUACUUUUUCAAGCUGGUAUAACAGUAAGUGUCUGUGUUUUGUGUCUUAACGUUUGUGAUUUCUGCAUCUCAUCGCAGGUUUUCCUUAAGUUGCACCUUUCUUGUUGACACCAGAUACUGGAAGUCCAGUAUUAUUGGUAUAAAGAGGCUGUUGGAAGGCAAUAUUAAUUGUUGAAAAAACGUCUGCAAGACACUGUAAGAAUCAAAUGUUAUUGGUUUCAUAGUUUCCCCUGAAACACUAAGCUCUUGUGGUGAAUUUUUAAAUGUCGGUCAUUCUGUCUUUAUAUAAUUAGGUUUACUUUUUUAUUACUUUUUAUUAUUGCCUUGGAUAGUUAUGUAAUUCUAAUUUUGUGUGCCCUGCAGAUAUUCACCAUUGAGGUUUCUUUCUGAGAACUGCGGUCUGUUUGAUAUCUGCUUCACAACACUGUCUGCUUAAAAUAAUGUAUUAAUCUUCUGCUCCUGUAAGCUUUUUGUCAUGAGAAAUUACAGGUUGUCCUUGUUUUCUCCUUGA
Neolamprologus brichardi is the source of this 2426-nucleotide messenger RNA. Lineage: Eukaryota; Metazoa; Chordata; Actinopteri; Cichliformes; Cichlidae. The record is from RefSeq and is a predicted model, not a curated record.